Zalophus californianus (California sea lion) is the source of this 2787-nucleotide messenger RNA. RefSeq names its product melanoma-associated antigen 8-like. The record is from RefSeq and is a predicted model, not a curated record. Gene Ontology annotation, biological process: negative regulation of transcription by RNA polymerase II. The transcript has 2 exons. Gene Ontology annotation, cellular component: nucleus. Bases 148 to 1461 code for a protein of 437 amino acids. NCBI's taxonomy places the organism in Eukaryota, Metazoa, Chordata, Mammalia, Carnivora, Otariidae.
GGGCUUCAGGCCUCUGCUGCCUGGGCCGCACCCUGAGGAGCCGUCCCACACCUUUCCUCAGGUUCUGAGGGACGUGCUCUGCAGGACGCUGUGGGUCAGAAGGGAGAGUGGCAGGCCCUGAUGGGAAUCAGUAUGCACCCCUGAAGGAUGCUGAGGGCAUUUCCCAUCCAGGCAGAGUGGGCCCCACUCUCCCACGCUCGGCACCCUCCGAGGGCGGAGGCAGGGAAGGCUGCGGGUGGUGCACCCACUCCCUGCCGCUGUCAGGGAGGUGAGAUUCUGUUCAGAGGGCUGACUUCAGCUCAACAGAGGGAGCCAUACCUGGUCAGCAGAGAAAAGACUUCAAAGAUCGGCCAGGACUCAAGAAAAGGACGCUUUGGGAGGAUGGAGGGCCUUUGGGUCGCCUGCGCCCACCGGGCCGCACCGGGUGCCUGCCGCCAGACGGAAGUCAUCAUGCCUCUGGGUGAGAGCAAGGAGCUCCAGAAGUUGGAGGCAGAGCUUCAGGACCCGAGAGAGGCCGAGCACCUGCCUCCCGCACCGCUGUCCUGGGCUGCGGAGGCCGAGGAGUUCCUCUCCCCCUCCUCCCCCUCCCCCUCCUCCUCCUCACGGUCCUCCUCCUCCUCUUCCUUUGCCCUGUUCCUCGACACCCCAGAGGACGGGUCUGCUGCUGGGUCUCCAAGCGCUCCCCAGAGCCCUCUGAGUGCCUGCCCGCCGCCCAGUGCCGGGGCAGCCGCUCCCUGGAGCCUGUCUGAAGAUCUCUCAGGCUCAGCCCCGGAGGAGGAGGGCUCUGGCCCUGGGCUGGAGCCUGGAGCGGCCCCGCCCCCGCUGCAAACCACACUCCACCUGAAGGCUGCCCACCUGGUGGCCUUCCUGCUCCUCAAGUAUCGCAGCCAGCAGCCCACCAGCCAGGCGGAGAUGCUGGAGGUCAUCGGCAACGACGCCCAGGUUGCCUUCCCUGUGAUCUUGGGCCAGGCCUCCCAGUGCAUGCAGCUGGUCUUUGGCGUGCAUGUGAAGGAAGUGGACCCCGGCGACCACUCCUACGUCCUGGUCCCGGUCCUGGGCCUCACCUGUGACGGGAUGCUGAGCGGUGAGCAGGGCAUGCCCAAGAACGGCCUCCUGGUUUACGUCCUGGGGGUGAUCCUCGUGGAGGAUGACCGUGCCCCCGAGGAGGAGGUGUGGGAAGCGCUGGCGUUCGUGGGGGUGUAUGCAGGCCAGGAGCACAUCAUCUACGGGGAGCCCAGGGAGCUCCUCACCAAGGUCUGGGUGCAGGAAGGGUACGUGGAGUACCGGCAGGUGCCCGGCAGCGACCCUGCCCGCUACGAGUUCCUGUGGGGUCCCAGGGCCCACGUGGAAACCAGCCAGUUGCAAAUGGAGGAGUAUUUGCUCCGGGUCAAUCCUGGGCAGUUGGCUUCCGCGCUGGCCCUGUGUGAAGAGGCUGUGAGAGAUGAGGGAGAGGGGGCCUGAGCCCCGGGGGCAGCUUCGCUGGGGUCGGCAGCUUCUCCUCCAGGGUGCUGGGCGUGAAGCGAGGCCACUUGUUGGUUCUUCCCUGGGGCGUGUGUGCGUGUGUGUGUGCGCGCGUGUGCGUGAAGACAGAGCCCUGGGCGUCGUAAAGAGUGCAGGGCCGGGGAGGGUGGGAGCAGAAAGCAGGGCCAGGAGCCUUCUGGGGGUGGCGGGGGGGGGGGGCAGUUCCCUGGGAUGACUCCCACAUCCAGAGCUUGGUGUCCUGGAGAAAGCUCCCCUGUGGGGUUCCUUGCCAUAGAAGGUCUCAUCCGUUUCAGCGGCUGAGUGUGUGAGUGACAGCCACCCCGCAGCGUUUGUCCGUACCCAGUUCAAGAGUUAAGAGUUUUGUCAUGUCCUGGAAACCAUUUGGGACCCCUUGCCUCCUCGUUUCUGCUCCGGACCAAAAUCACAGGGCACCGGUCUAGCGAUGGGUUGAAAAGGCGAAAGAAAGGAGGAGGGAAGGGAUGGGGGUCAGGAAAUAGAGAAAUAAAAGGAAAAGUUUGUUGGUUCUUGCUUCUGAUGCCUUCCUGUCCGUCAUUCCGCGAAUACCAAAGGCACGCACCAGUGUGCUCCUGCGUUGGCCUGGUUCUUCCAGAGUGGAGGGGAGACGUCCUCCCAGCAGAGAGGGAGCCCUGCUCACUGGCUCCUUGAUUCCCACACGUGGGCUGAGCUCUGCUCUCUGGAAGGCCCUGGGCGUGAGCAGUGAGGACACCAGCAGAAGCAGGACACGUCCCAGCCACAGGGGACUGAGUCUAGGGGCCGCAGUCCUGGCAGGAAGGUGGGGAGGGGAGCCCUGAGUCCUGCAGAAGAAACGGAGGCAGGGUGAGCGGGGGCGGCUCCCGGGGCGAGCACUGCGUUGGAGGUGCCCUGAGUCCUGGCGGCUGGGCGUGCCUGGUCCCCGUGAUGGCUUCUGUGCGGCUGGUCCCUGGCACGCUGGGGUAUGACAGCGGUCCUCCUUGGAGAAGGGGUGCCUCGGGUGUGGGAGCAGAGUCUGAAAUGGAUUAAUUGCUCUGAGAAUACCCAUUGGUCCUGGAGAAGACAGAGCACUCCCUGUGACAGGAAGGAAGGGUGUUUGCUGCCUUUCAACUGCCUCAGAAAUGGUGAGCACAAGAAAGAGAGUUCUGUUGCCUUUCCAACAUAGGGUCUGUGGAGAGAUCGGAACCCUUGUACACCCUUGUGGGAACGUAACCCGAUAACAGCUGCUCUGGAAAAGUGUGUGACGGGGCCUCAAAAAAUUAGAAAUGGAAAUGACUGUAUGAGCCAGCAAUCCCAAUUCUGGGCGUACAGUUA